Molecule: messenger RNA, 2163 nt
Organism: Diaporthe citri
Lineage: Eukaryota; Fungi; Ascomycota; Sordariomycetes; Diaporthales; Diaporthaceae
Exons: 3
Coding region: 1-2163 (720 amino acids)
Source: RefSeq, a predicted model, not a curated record
AUGUCGUCACUUUCUGAGCAGCGAGUACUUCUGAAACAGAUUGUCGAGAAGACUCACGACAGUAAAGAGAGUCUUGAGGACCAGAAAGUCGACGACUUGAACAUAGGAUCCGAGGUUGUCUCCUCUGUUUCUCGCAUGGCUGGACGGCCAGAUCCAUGGACGCUCACGAACUCUAUCGGAGAAGAAAUCCGCAGCGUUGGGCACGACAAUGACCAAGUCACCCCCUACUUUGACCCUUGCAGUAUGCAAAUUAGUGGUCAUGAAAAAAGACGAUUGCAAGACGAAUACCUCAAAGGGCUACACUACGACGGAAUGUACUAUCGCGAGGCCUCGAUUGCUCCUGCCCAUGCAAAGACUUUCCAGUGGAUAUUCGAGAAAGGCACAGAGCUUCAAACACACUGGGAAGACUUUGGUAAGUGGCUAGAAUCAGAGAGUCAGAUUUACUGGAUCACGGGAAAAGCAGGCUCCGGGAAAUCGACCUUGAUGAAAUUCAUUUCCGCGCCUCAAUCGGGCCGGAUGGCUCUGACUGAGGGUGUGAAAACCACAAAUCCUCCAAAGACAUCUGAACUCCGAUGCUCAGAGUACUUGAAGAAAUGGUCUGGAGACAAACAGUUACUGAUCGGGUCGUUCUAUUUCUGGGCAGCUGGUUCUCAGAUACAGACUUCAACCGAGGGUCUAUUCCGGACACUUCUCCACAAAGUCCUUGUGCGGAACAAACAUAUCGUCCCCAAUGUUUCGCCAAGAAAAUGGGAGAAGCUAUUUUUCUUUGGUCGACAUAGUCUGGAGUUUAACGUUUCCGAGCUGCAGAUCCUUCUGUCUCGUGCCAUUAGUUAUCUCAGCCCCACGACAAGUAUCUGUUUCUUCAUAGACGGUCUGGACGAAUUCAAAGGGCACCACCAAGACCUUAUCGCCUACUUCAAAGAUCUGAUUGCUGCGCAUCCGGUCAAGAUAUGCUUCGCCAGUCGUCCGGGGGACAACAACUUCGAGCGGGUUCAGACCCUCGACCCGGGAUUUUCUCGCAGCCUCUUCCACAAGAUUGUCAACAAUUCAGAAGGGGUGUUCCUUUGGGUUCGCCUAGUUGUAGAGUCUCUGCUCGAUGGUAUGCGCGAAGGUGAUCGCGUUUCAGAUUUACAGAAGCGAUUGGACGCCAUUCCUAAAGACCUCGAGGACCUUUUCCAGUGGAUGCUCGACGACCUGAGCCCUGAUUAUAAGGACCAUGCCGCGCAGUAUUUUCAGUUGGUCGCUAGCGGCCCGACACCCUUGCCGACAAUACUUCUCUCCUUUGCCGAUGAAGAGGACGACUACGCUGUGAGACUCCCAGUGAAGGAGAUGGAAUCCAAUGUGUACGAGGCACCGUUGGCAGGAUUCUCCGGCGGCGAUGUGAGGGAGCUCUGGGCUCUCCGGAUGAUAAUGAGUGCGGAUGAAGAGGCAAACUCGUCAUUUAAGCUUGCUCCCACCACCCGAGCCCUGCUAGUCGACAGCACGAUGUCGGCCGGGGACACAGUAUUUCUGUCUGGUGCGACCUAUUGCGGAGCCACUCCGUUCGUUCUAUCAAAGAUCAGGAAGGGGUCGAAUGGGGCUUCAAAUGUCUUAAGAGAUACUCGAGCUAAGCCCACGACUUCUUCUUCCAAGUUGUCUCGAAUGCGACUUACCCCUGCGGACACUUUGAGGGGCUAUGGCGAGAGGAAACGGAAAUUCUCAUGGCCACUAUACCAUGCCGUAGUCGGUGGCAUCUCCGAAUCACACCUGGUAUCGGAACCACUUAUACAGCUGCUGCUGAACAAAGGAGCCAACCCAAACUUUGAGGUCCCGACGACCCUGUGGACAAAGCAGGACCAUACAAAUGAUUACAGCCCUUGGAUGAUUGCAGUUGCUAUCGCCGUCAGGGUAUCCUCUGAUGACCAAAAGGACCUAUACGCGGCUGAAACUUGGGGCCGUGUCAUCAAAUUGAUGCUGUCGUUUGGUGCAUCUGUCAACAGAGCCACCGUUUCGCAGUCCGUGCACAUGCUGGGUGCCGAGAACGACGUCAGAGAAAUACUUGCUGUGAUUGGGGAAGAUAUGGUAGACAGGGUUUUGCAAGCCCUUCGGGCAGCGCAGAGGAAAAGGACUGCCUUCAGAAUUUCGGGUUAUAGUCUGGCAGGUAUCAAUAAAGGACUUAUAUAG